AGAUACAAUAUUAAUAUAAAUCACGGAUGAUAUAAAUUAAGCAAAUAUAUCUAUUUCACUUAAACAAAUGUAUCAAACGGUUCAAUCUAAACAUUUUCUGCAGUAAUAUAGUUAUCCCUUUAUAUCAUAAUUCGUUAGCAAUUAAAAGCCAAUACGUAUAGUUCAUCGAUAAUCUCUUCGUGAUUGCUGCAGUUGCAACCACGUUUUGUUUACGUUUACUGUCUUGUUUCGUUGGACCAUGAACAUAGAAAUAUGUCCAUGCGCUAGACAGACUAUAGUGUAGUGUAACGUGACUAGAUAUGUUUACUUUUUCCGACCCGAUUAACUGACGGACUAUGAUCAUAUAAACAAGUAUCGACACUUGUUAGGGGAAACCGUCCGAAAAUUGAGUUGUGAAAGAUCAAAAUGGAAGACAACGAAGUUCUGCAAGACACAAAUGAGUAGUAUAGGCAUGCGCAAAACGGAAACUUUCUUUUCUUCCAUUUUGAUUUUUCACGAUUCAAUCUUCAGUUUUCCCUUAGCUUCGGUAGGUUUCGGUAUUAGAGAAUCAACGUCAAGAGCUGUUUAUAUGAUCGUGAAACGGAACACUUAGAGUACAGAUCACAAUUAUUUGUGAAUUGGACAGAAUAUAGUUUCGAUUUAUUUAUAAAAUAUUCUAGAAAUACUUAUUGUAAGUUACAAUACUUUAAUUUUGAAGGAAUAUGAGUCGUCAUCCAAAUACAGAUCCAUACAAAAGAAAUAGCGACCCUCAAGUAGAAUUGGAAAGUCAAUUUAUUUUGCGUUUACCACCAGAACCGGCGCGAGUUUUACGAGAAACACUACGGAAUGGAUUGUCUUUAAAAGAUAGAUUAAGUAUAAAACUGGAAAAUGAUAUGCGUUAUGGUGAGACUAGAUUCGAUCAUUGGCUUCUUCAUGGAAAGGUUGUUGAUUUACCAACGAUUGUAGAAUCUUUAAAAACUAUUGAUAACAAGAGUUUCUAUAAAACUGCUGAUAUAUGUCAGAUGUUAAUUUGCAAAGAAGAAGAUGAUCAUACUACCACGGAUGAAGAAUCUCCAGUUAGGCAAAAGAAAAAAGAUCCUAAUAAAGUAGAUAAAAAAUUUCUGUGGCCACAUGGUAUAACUCCACCUACUAAAAAUGUAAGACGCAGAAGAUUUAGAAAAACCUUGAAGAAGAAAUAUGUGGAAGCUCCAGAAAUUGAGAAAGAAGUUAAACGUUUAUUAAGAGUGGAUAAUGAUGCAGUUAAUGUUAAGUGGGAGGUGAUAUGUGAAGAUGAAGAUCAAUCAAAACCAAGCAAAGUCUCGUCAUCUGGUACAGUGAAAACUAAGAGAGAAAGUAUCAAUGGCAAUACAUCUCAAAGUUUUGAUGUUGCGGAACAUGAUAUAUUUGGUGAACCUGUCAGUGAUAGUGAGGAAGAUGAUGAGGAAGCAAAUAUAAAUGUAAUGGAAUUGGAUGAGAAUAGUCGACUUUCUGCAGACAGUAGAGUAUCAGACUCCAAUUCUAUGCAAGCUGCAUAUUCAGAGAGACCUAGCAAUAUUGAAACAAAUAAUAGACUUUGCACAGUAUUCAGCAAAGAAAUGUUCCAAAGUGACAAUAAUAUAGAAGCAGACGUAGAAAAAACAGAGGAUACAUCUAUAUCAAAAGUACCUAAAGUUGAACAAUUCCAUUCAGAAUAUAUCAUUUCAGAUAACUUUUCAGAAUUACCUUGUGUUUCAGCAUUAAAAGAUUCACUGCAAACGCGUCUGGCGACUUUACACGCGGAAUUAGCUGAACUGCGUCAAAGAAGGCAACAACAAGAGCUUGCAAUAGCUAACAUUGAAAACGUUAAAUUGAGGCAAAGACUUCAAGAAAUAUUGGAUAAUUUAUUAACGCAAGAAAUGCAAAAGGUUCAAGAGAUUCAAGACUUAGAGUAAGGAUAAUGUUGAUAUACAUAUAAUUAGAAUAAAUUAAAUAUUAUAAUCAAAAUAUUUAUAUACAUUUGUGAAGUUCCUAGCAAUAAGAGGUCAAAUCUAUCUAUUAUAUUUCGUUACUUUCCAUUUUCUUUUAAUUAAUAAAAAUUUAAUAUGUAUAUAUACACAAUAUGUAAUUAUUUGUAUAUAAUUAUACUUUUUUUAUUUUACACGUCUUUAACAUGUAUAUAAAAUGUAUACAAAAUAUAGUGUUAAAUAAAAUACAAAUUGUUUUCUAUAAAUAACCAAAUAUGCGUAUCGUGUGUAAGAUAAAAUCAUAAUAUAAUGUUUAAAAUAUAAUAUUUAGAAAACAUAAUUUAUUUAAAAUCCUCGAAAGUUAUUUGUUAUGCAACAUGCAGUUAUUCGAUACAGACAACCAAUUGUUAAAUUCCAACUCACACUGUGCGAUACACAACCAUAAAAUGCACCAAUGAAAGUUCAGCUUGGGUAUUCGUCAGUAUUCGACUGAGACAUUAGAGAUACAUAAGCGAGUGUAAUGGCUGACACGUAUUGGAUGUAAAUAUAUGCACGUCCUUACUUUUUAUACAGUGUUAAAUUCUACUUUAUCGCGAAGGUUAUUCGCAUUAUACUCAUUUUCCUAAAGCGACUAAGCAUAGAUACUGCGAUGGCUGACGAGGGAUUUGAUCUGUGCGAAUACAUGCGGAGCGAAUUUGCUAUGCAACGUCUGCUUUUGAUC
Bombus terrestris (buff-tailed bumblebee) is the source of this 2643-nucleotide messenger RNA. RefSeq names its product transcription initiation factor TFIID subunit 7 (gene Taf7). Lineage: Eukaryota; Metazoa; Arthropoda; Insecta; Hymenoptera; Apidae. Bases 702 to 1910 code for a protein of 402 amino acids. The record is from RefSeq and is a predicted model, not a curated record. Gene Ontology annotation, biological process: transcription initiation at RNA polymerase II promoter; RNA polymerase II preinitiation complex assembly. Gene Ontology annotation, molecular function: RNA polymerase II general transcription initiation factor activity. The transcript is spliced from 8 exons. Gene Ontology annotation, cellular component: transcription factor TFIID complex.